Messenger RNA from Melitaea cinxia (Glanville fritillary), 15440 nucleotides. It is a transcript of the gene HERC2, whose product is annotated as probable E3 ubiquitin-protein ligase HERC2. Gene Ontology annotation, biological process: protein ubiquitination. Gene Ontology annotation, molecular function: ubiquitin-protein transferase activity; metal ion binding. The transcript is spliced from 89 exons. Bases 179 to 14674 code for a protein of 4831 amino acids. NCBI's taxonomy places the organism in Eukaryota, Metazoa, Arthropoda, Insecta, Lepidoptera, Nymphalidae. The record is from RefSeq and is a predicted model, not a curated record.
UGUUUCAGAGUUCGAUUGAUUGAAUCAAUCAAGCUUAAUUUCUCAAAAAAUUAACUCCAAGAGUGCAACGAUGUAAUGUUUACAGAUUUCUAAAAGCAGUAGUAUGAUUUCAAUGUUUUGAAAUUAUUCUUAAUGCUAUUAUGUUUCUACCCUUGUAUUAAACGGACCGGCCGCGAAAAUGUCUGUCUCUGAAGAACAGGACGACUUCAUAUUUCGUCCACAACAACAUUUAGAUUCUAAAUGGCUUAAUCCUAACUUACAAGAGGCUCUUCACGAUCCUGAGGCACUGUGUUCUAUGUUCAAUAGUUUGUUACAAGACAGGGAAAUAUAUUUUGACGCAAGGAAUGGAUUGGUCAAUGGUGCUGGAAUUACGGCUAAACUUGGUGAUAGUGGAAAAUAUUAUUGCGGCUUACGAAUCUUAACAUGUACUUGUUGUGAUGGUCUCUGUGGGCCUCAUUCUGGAUGUGCAUGCAUACCUUGCACCGCUCUUUCUGCUGAGGAAGAACUGCGUGCCGCAAUCCAAUCUAAAAUAGUUGCACCACCACCUUCUGUUCAAGUUAUUGAUGAUAUCAAAUGGAAACUAGACCCAGGACCUGAAUGUCUUCAAAAUUUAAUGGAAGCACUUGUAUGGGAACAGCGUGUUAGAGCCAUAAACACUGCUGUAAGCUGCCCCUUUAUAUCUCAGAUCCGGCGUUUGAUUGUUCUUUGUCAUAGACACCUUGUAGCUGUAAUAAGAGAUCAAAAUAUUCAUAAAGAUGUUAAAAGAAUAAAACUUGAAAAGAAGCCAAAUCAUGGUGUCAGCAAUAGAGCACUUAGCAAUGUUGUGAGCACAUUAAACAAACCCGUUGAACUAACAUCUGAAUCUCAAGAAGAAAGUGAAGAACCAACUGAUGAUUCUGAGAGUGCAUUCGGCCUAGCUCGAGUAGGCGCUCGUGCGGCCUUACGCCUAGCGUUAUCUCUCGUACGUCGGGCUUGGCGCUGCGGCGAAGACGCAGAUGUUUGCUCAGCGCUACUACGCGAUGCACUUGAUGCUGUACGGGCUUUACCGGACGCCGCUCUGUAUGCCGGAAGUGGACAACUAAAUUCAAUUGCUCAACAGGCACCUCGAUCGCAGAAGAUAUGGGCGGAAGUAGUUGACAGUGCCGCGAAAUUCUUACAUCAAGUUGUUGCUGGUGAAUUAGGUUGCAAUGUCCCUCAAGGCGACUGGCGCACGUCAUUGUGCGUGUGGGUUGAGCUUUGCGCGCGACGCGCCGAGCUGCCAGCACUUUUAAAAGCUGCUGAUGUCCUCGUAACCUUACCGCCGAAACAGAAGAGACAAGUAGAUAAUAGAAUUGUUUUAGAAGAACGCACAGCACCAUUAGGGCCAUUCUUGAGACGUAUGGCGAAAGUGUUAGCUCCAAAUCCUAUUGUUAAUUCUGAACCUAGUACUGAAAGUAACCUAACAGAAGCAUAUCUGAAAGAUUUGAAUAUUCCAAGUGGCGAUGGACUGAUGAGUGUGAGAAAGGCCGGUAUUGCAUUGCUCUGUCAUAUAGACAGAUUAGGUGCUCCUUUACUGCCUCCCUUGAAAGGAUUUGUGACAUGUACAGAAUCUGCGCAAGAAGUAGUUUCCAUAGGAACAGGACUAUUACAGUUGGGAAGUCUAAGAGUCCAACAAAUUGCCUGUGCUGAAAAAUUAGCUCUUUUGUUGACUCAUGAUGGUGCAGUUUAUACUUUGCCAUAUGACACUAUGACACCUCAUCUAGUACCAGGCUUGGAGAACAAGAGCAUCACGCAAGUGGCGUGCCACCCGGCGGGGCGGCACUACCUGUGCCGCUCGGCGUGCGGCGGCGCGUGGUCGUGGGGCGCGGGCGAGGACGGGCGGCUCGGCCACGGCGACACGGCGGCGCGCGACCUGCCGCAGCCGCUGCACCACCUCGCGCACCACGACGUCGUGCGCGUGGCCGCCGGGCCCGCCUGCAGUGCAGUAAUAACAUCCCGCGGGGCUCUGUACACGUGGGGCCGCGGUGCUCAAGGCCGCCUCGGUCACGGCACUAUUGAAAACUGCCUAACACCGCAACCUGUUGCAUUCAAUGCUCAUAACAUUGAACGGAUCAUCGAUGUUGCACUUGGUUGGGGAGAAGGACAGACCCUCUGUUGUACUUGGGAGGGGGCGGUGCAAGUAUUCGGUGACAGCGAGGGGGGGACUCCCCGGGCGUUAACAGCUCUCUCUACGUUCCGAGUCACUCGCGUCUACACGGGCGAGCAUUGGCACGCUGCUCUAACAGACGGAGGACAAGUUUACACAUGGGGAAAAGGCGAUGGGUAUCGAUUAGGACAUGGAGACACUGAAUCCAUUAAGAUACCAAAACAUGUUGAAGCACUUGAAGGGAUAAAAAUAAUCGAUCUAUCACUUGGCGUAUCGCACGCCAUCGCGCUUUCGUCCGAAGGAGUCUUGUAUGCAUGGGGAACACAGGAAAAAGCGCAGAUUUCGAACUCAGUUCCUCAGCCGCUAAAUGUAUUUAAUCCUUCAUUCAAAGCCAAUGGUGUGGCAAGUGGGCUAACUCAAAUAUUAGCUUGGAGCGAGGAAAACCCUAGAGAUCUUCCUUCAUCUCUUCCUUUUGUUAUUGAUUUAUCUGAAAAUACUUUUAAAUAUUUAGAACGGCUUUUAAGAAUAGUUGUGGAACAAAGCGGUACGGCUGAUAUAAAUGAUAAUGAAUGUUUAGCAAUCUCCUGUUUGAAUCUCUUUAGGUUACAAGUACACGCAUGGCAAUGCGCACGAGAUAACGAAUCUGUGGACUUAGACUCUGAAAGUCGGUCGUGGUGUGCCGGGGUGCACUCGGCUUUAGUGGCCUUAGUGGAGGGGAGGGUGGGACCCUCGGCCGCGGCGGCGGCGAGGAAGGCUCUGGCCGCCGCCUGGCCUAUUUUACUACCGACGCCGCGGAUACGGGCGCAGCAUUUGAUUUCUUUACUACCGCAAGGUUCAGUGCCCGCCAGCACAGGGGCUCGGUUCAUGACGGAGCUCCUUGUUUGGUCGCUCUUGGGAGGCGGCGGUCUACGCGAUGCUUUAAGAAACGCUCUUCAAACGCAUCAAUCUGAUUCUUACAAUCAUUUACAACUGGAUGACGAGUACGAUCAAAUAGACAUAGUUACGGGACAGCGCGGUUCACCUGCGACGACGAUGUCGGAUGACAGUGAAAAUGUUCAAGGUAUAUUACAUGAGUAUCAAAUAAGCAACAAUGCGACAGUCUGCGAAAACGGUGCUUCCGUUCCUCUGAUGCAUUUAGUGAAACAUUUAAUACGCAACACCACUUGUCAGACUCAAAUGCAUAUAAACUCUGUCAUGAAUGGGGAUACUACUAAAACAGAUGAUCUUAAAGGACAAGAUACCGUCAGUCCAAGUUGUGAUCUUCUCAUACGAUUUCAAAGGCUUCUGUUAAGUGAAGCGAUGUGGUCCCGCGGGGGCCGCAGCAGCCGCGGCGGCGCGCGCGCCCUGCUGACCCAGUAUGCGGCGCUGCUGUCCGAGCACGUGCGCUCCGCACUGGGCCACUUCUCGCGCGCCGUGCGCACGGCGGACAGCACGCAACUUGUCGCUUUGUGCGACUUAAUCAGCGCCGAUAUUGUUGGUCGUGUAAUGAGCGAGUUAGCAGUAUGGGUGGUUGCAUGCGCAGCUAGAUCUGCUAUCGCACUCGCCGACUGUACGACUUCCCUCGUGAAGAUUGUACGCGCGUGCGACGAAGCGGCUCGUACCUUACCCUCUGCAGCUAAGUUAGACUCAGACCUGUUAGGAUGGCCUGGACUCGUAUCUAGGAGACAUCAGCUGAAUAACAGUAUUAUACGCAAGUGUGAUCUACAAAACCAUACCAAAGAGGGCGGAUCUUGGAUAGUAAUAUCCGGGCACGUAUUCGACGUUGAAAAUUUCGAAUGUGAGAACGCUAGUACGGUGGAACUGGUCCGCAAGUUGCGCGGGUGCGACGCGACCGCAGCUCUAAGUGUCGAGCCUCACGCGGCUUUCUUGUCGCGGAUCACGGAGAAGUGUGUGGGGAUGUUCACUAGUCAAAUACACAGUCACAAGUGCAAUGAAAGUACAUCAAGCCUACGCGCACACCACAUACUUUCCUCGUGCGCGUUCCACUUGGCCCUUGGUUUGUCUCAGUGCGGACUACGAUUAGCCCGCUCUCUGCCCGUGCAGCAAGCAGAGCGAGAAGCUGCGCCCUAUGUAGCCGCUGUGUUUCUUCGAGGCGGUCUUUUGACGUCACAACCAGCAAACCCCUUCGAGGAAGAGAAGGCAGAAGCUCGUAGCGGUUCUUCGACAGGCGGCAACAGCCCCGCCAGCGACACUCCGCACGCGUCGUACUCCACACUCCUGUCCAACGCCUUGCACCCGCCCCAAGCUCGCGCCACACGUGUGCCAAAAAUUAAUGUGACGAUUUCAACCGCUCGAGCCGAUUCUUUGUUGUUUGCUCUGGCAGAACCUAAGUUACACGAUCCAUUAGCAUUACAUCUAUGGUGGGCUUGUGAACGUCGCGAAGGUUGUGCUCCACACUUUCCUCCAGAACAUCCGCUGGAGGAAUUACGUCGAGCUUUACUGGCAGCAUUAUUGUACCAUGCAGGCUUAAAAGAGCACGCUUUAGCCACUGCUACUGCAGAGAUGGAAAAAGGUGAGGUUAAAUUAUCUCCAGCAAUGUCGGAAAUAGUAAAAGCUGUGCAACAAAGUAAAUGGACUUUGAUGCGUACACGGCAACAAUUGUCGAGAGGCUAUAAGGAGGUAUGCGCAGCUCCAUUAGAAAGGGCGAGAUUUCUCUUACAUGAAGUGCGCGCCGCGAUAUCGCCGGCGGUGUCGGCGCUGCUGGCGAGACCACCGUCGAAACGCGCUCCCACUGCUAAGAGAGUAUUCCAGAGAGUCAUGAAAAUGGCAAAAUCCCCUACGUUUAAUAAAUGCUUUGAAACGACAAAAGACUUGAGAAAUAGACAAAAUAGCUUGAGCAAGAGUAUGCUUAAAGCGACGGGCAGCUUAUUACAAGGAGAUGCGCUUCUAAUCAAAUCUACGAUUGGCAGUCAAAGUAAGCCAGAUGAAGUACAACCAAUAAUUGUUGAACCGCCGAAAGCUAGUCUUACGUUGGAAUGUACAAGUGAUCCCGCUUCAAAAGACAUUUAUAUACAAACCAAAACUAAACUGAAAUUAAAAGAUAAACCACUUGAAAAAGAUUUGAAAAAUGCUUCUAAUUAUGACGACAUGAGACACGAAGGUCGCAGUGAUUUAAAGCUUACAGAGAGGGAUGAUCCUCUAGACAAAGACGAUGACAAAACUCCUACAAACGAAAUAUCGAUAAGUUCGAUAAAUGAAAUGACGGAUAAUUCAUUACUCAAAGAAUCAUUGGAAAGUGAGAAACAAGUUAUGCUUAUGGCAGACGAUUUAAAGAAUGAACUAAUAGUUGCUGAUGAAGAAAAAGAUGACGACAAUUCGGAGAGAAAUAAAUUCGUUAAUGCUUGGGUAGCAAAGCUUAAUUGCCAAGAGAAAGAUUUAUAUUGGAUGUUAGAACAAGUGACACCGGAACAACAAAGUUUGACAGCUGCUAUUAUUGACUUUGUUAUGACUGAAGAGCCUUGUGAUAUUGAUAAUCUUAGGCGAGCUAUGUACUGUCAGGUACAAAGGGCAGAAAUCAGAAGAACUGGUUAUUCUAUUAUUAACAACAUUCUUCAUUCUUCUCAAACAAUGUCAGAAAGUAUCAAAUAUGCAGCUCUAUCUGGUAUGUUGGGAGCAUCAAUCGCAGAUUCGGUACCGAAUGCUAUUCUAAAACCAUCGAUACCGUUAACAAUGCCGAUGCAAGGCAUCGAAUCUGUUAUACCGUAUAUAAAAUACAUGGUUUUGUUAGAAAGGUCCAAGUUAAUGGAUUUUGUUCUCAUAGAACUUAAAGCGAGAGUCUUAGAAGGUGAGCAAAACCAGACCUUACCUUUAAAAAUGAGUGCUAAUUAUGGCGCGCAUGCUUUGCUGAAUAGACCCUCAAGAGCAAGGUUUUUAAUAACGCUUCUAUCAUUACUCAUUGAAGGAUGUCAAGGUCCAGAAUUGGAACAACUAAUCAAUGGUGGGGCAUUGAGUUCUUGUUUGACUUUAUUGAAACAAAUUGGUGGCGACACUUCUCAACAUUCUUCUAUUAUAUGUAAUGGUCUUAAAUCUAAAUCGGAAUGUUUGAUCAUAUAUGAGGACGAAAGACUUGGGGCUAGAGCAAGAGGAGCCUCAUUGUCAGGACCGGAACUAGCUUCAAUUUUGAAAAUCGGGACACGAGUAGUGCGCGGAAAAGACUGGAAAUGGGGUGACCAGGACGGUGUACCUGGAGGAGAAGGUCGCGUGAUUGGGGAACUAGGUGAAGACGGGUGGAUACGCGUCGCUUGGGACGCAGGAGGUACAAACUCGUACCGAAUGGGCAAGGAGGGCAAAUAUGAUCUAAAACUUGCACGUUCCCCAUCACCGCCGCCGUCUGUUGACGAAACUGUGCAAGGAAACGUGGAGAGCAGCGUGGAGUGGUGGCCGGUGAGCGAGGUGCGCUCGGCGUGCACGGGCGCGGUGCGCGCGCUGUGCGCGGGCGCGGGCCGCGCGCCGGCGCCGGGCGCGGCGGCGCGCCGCAACGUGGCCGCGCUGCAGCGCCGUCUGCUGGCGCUCGCGCAUGCGCACGUUUACGCGCCGCCCACCGCCUUCGCGGCGCAAACGCACACCGCGCUCGCGCUCUUGAGGACGAGUGCUCAAAGUCCAGAAAUACGGGUUUCACUAUGCACUGAUUCAUGGUUCGAGCUCUGUUACAGCAUUAUCUCUUCUACAGAUAGACCAAUUUCCCAGGAUCUUGUAUACUUACAGAUCCAAGCACUUUGGCUUUUACGUCGAGUGUUGACUGAACAUACUGGUACCGCUGAGUGGCGUCGAACAGUGACCGCACAGCUUAUAGCGUUAGCGGGAAGGCUGUGGCUGGAAACCCAUGUAACUGAUCCGGCUCUGAGAGCUAAUAUACACACUUUUACAGCUGCUUAUGUGGCAUCUAUUGAUGAAGAAGAAGUAGACAACAGAUGGCGCGCGCCCGCGACCGCGAGCUACACGGGCGCGACGUGCGCGGCGAUCGCUGCGCUGGUGCGGCAGCUGCACGCCGCGCCGCCGUGGCACGGGCCCGUCACCGCCCUGCUGCUGGAGAAACUGCAGCUAGCUGCACAGACGAUAACAAAUGAUUGGCAUUGGUGGCCACACACGAGUCAAGACUUAACACAAACUAUAAAACCAUCGCCACCCUCUCUUAACAGUUGUCUUAUAGCCGGAGCGCUAGGAGUUGUAGGCGGCAUGGACUGGCGGAUCAGACUCGGACAGAGAGUGUUCACGGGCUCGCCCCCGCGGAACGCUAUCGUCACUCAACUGUCGCCGAGAGCGAAAGUCACUUUGGUGUAUGACGAUAACACUGUUACGAAGACUGAUCUGAGUAGCAUUCAAAGCGCGGAGUGUGAACGUUUACCCCAAGCGCUGGGCGGCGGGGAGAGCGCGCUGCGUGUGUGCGCUGCCUUACUGGGGGCCGGUCCGCAAGCCUCGCCCUUGCAUCCCCACCAUUUACCUGCUGACAUAGACGUUUAUGGACUUCGACGGCAGCAGAUGGAAUUGCUAACGUUGUGUGCAGUUCGAGGCUUGUUAACAACGCGAACUCGACUACGCAAAGUUUUAAUGCAACCACCGGAUAACAGCGGAUCAGUUGAUAGAAGUUCACACGUACUAGGUACAGAAGGAACUUUGUUACGACGUUUACUCGCGCUUGCAACUCGCCCAAGUCCACUCGCUGCGUCUCAUACGUCAAAAGAUCUAGCAGCCGCUGCUAUGACGAUCGUCCAGCAAUUAGCUGCUCACGUUGCAGGAGACGAAAAAGAUUACGACUCUCCACCGGAAAUACCUAUCAUAGAUAAGAGUAACGUUUUGCAGCUAUCUAUGGGACUCUCGAGUAGCACAGCAUCUCUCUCGCGUAAAGAUCUCAACACGUGGGCAAAUUCAGCCCAAGUUCAGCAAGUAAUGGAAAUGGGAUUUUCAAGACACGCUGUCUAUGCAGCUAUACAGAAUUUAGGUGGCACCAGCUUACCAUCAGUGGAAUCUCUAGUGGCGUAUUUACUAGAGUUGCCUCAACAAGGUAUGGAUGACACAGUGUUCGAGAUAAAAUCUACGUCGUUGAAGCAAGAGAAGAAACAGACGCCCUACCGUUGGCGCAGUUGCUUUGCAUCUGAAGAUGAAUAUGCACAAUACCUAUCUGAUAUUAUAACGCCUGGUAUGACUGUGAGGUGUUGCAAGGCCUAUGAAAAUAUUGCGUUGGGAGAUGUUGGACAAGUUCAGAAGGUUGAACGUGAUAUCAAGCAGAAUGUGUUUUUACUCGUGGAGUGGCGCGGCUUGAGUCGCGUGGUGGGGAUACGCGCGCUGCACGCGGAGGUGGUGUCGGGCGCGCCGCCCUUCGCGCCCGGCGACCGCGUGCGCGUGCGCGCCGCCGUCACGCAGCCGCGCUACAAGUGGGGCUGCAUCGACCACACCAGCGUCGGGACUGUUACCGCUAUAUCCAGUAAUGGGCGCGAUUUGACAGUGGACUUCCCUCAACAACCCGGCUGGACGGGACAAGUCAGUGAAAUGGAAUUAGUAACUGAUCAGUCGGAGUGGGGCGAGACGGCGGGCGGGAGCGCGGUGGGCUGGCGCGGCGCGGUGCGCGCGGUACGCGUGUCGUCGUGCCGGCCCGGCGCCGGCGCGCGCCGUCUGCUGGACUCGCAGCCGCACACCUACUGGCAGAGCUCCAGCGGCACCGGCCAGCACUGGAUCCGUAUCGAAAUGCGGUGCGGCGUCCGCGUGCGGCGGCUGGGGCUGGGCGUGGCGGGCGGCGCGCACGGGCCGGCCGCGCUGUCCGUGCGCGUGGGCUCCAGCUUCGAGGACGCCGCGCUGGCGCCGCUCGCCGCCGUGCCCUGCGCGCCCGCGCCGGCCUCGCGCGAGCGCCCGCCCGCGCACCUCGCGCAGAUACAGCUCUUGUCCGACUGUAAACUGUAUUAUCCAUGCAUCGAAAUCGGGAUUAAACAAAACCGAAAUGUAAAUGCUGAUUGCCGAGUACACGGCUUAUACAUAACAGGAUUCCGACCGAACCCGAUGUAUACAGAGAUAUUAGCUAGUAUGAAUUUUAUAGCAGAAGAUUGGAUGGAUAAAGAUAACACAACGACUGCCGUUUCUUCCGACAACAAUCCCCCAACUCUUCCGAAUGACUGUCCUAAGGUGUACGUAUGGGGUUUAAAUGAUAAAGACCAACUGGGUGGAGUAAAAGGAUCUAAAGUUAAAGUACCAGUUUUCUCACCGGUUCUGAGUGCUUUGCGACCAGUUCAUAUCGCUGGCGGUUCGAAGACACUGUUUAUUGUAUCACAUGAUGGAAAGCUCUACGUUUGCGGUGAAGGUACAAACGGUCGGUUAGGUCUCGGACACAGUAACAACGUGUCGACACCAAGAGCUAACCCUUACUUAUCUCAUGUGUUGGUACGUCGCGUCGCCGUGCACUCUGGUGGAAAACAUGCCUUAGCGCUCACUGCUGAUGGCAAGGUAUAUUCAUGGGGUGAAGGCGAAGACGGUAAAUUGGGUCAUGGUAACCGUAUCACGUUGGAAGCGCCUCGCCUCAUAGAGUCGCUGGCGGGUGAGCGGGUGGUGGGCAUCGCUUGCGGGUCCGCGCACAGCGCCUGCGUCACCGCGCGCGGCCACCUGUACACCUGGGGCCUGGGGGAGUAUGGCAGAUUGGGGCAUGGGGACGACACCACACAGUUGUCGCCUAAAAUGGUGGAGGCUUUAGCCAGUUUCCGAGUAAUUCAGGUGGCGUGUGGAUCUCGUGACGCUCAAACUUUAGCCCUCACUGCCUGUGGCAAAGUAUUCUCAUGGGGUGACGGCGACUUUGGUAAAUUAGGACGAGGAGGAUCUGACGGAUGUGCAGUUCCAAUGAAUAUCGAGAGAUUGAAUACACUUGGUGUGAUUCAAGUUGAAUGUGGUGCACAAUUUAGCUUGGCCUUGACUAGAGAUGGUGAGGUAUGGACGUGGGGCAAAGGAGACUAUUUUCGGCUCGGUCAUGGCUGUGAUUCUCACGUGCGCCGCCCGACUAUCGUGGAAGCCCUGCGAGAUCGCCGCGUCAUACAUGUCGCUGUGGGCGCCCUGCACUGUCUAGCCGUCACUAGUGACAACCAGGUGUGGGCGUGGGGCGACAACGACCACGGGCAGCAGGGCAACGGCACGACGUGCGUGAACCGGCGGCCGGCGCUGGUGGCGGGCGUGGAGGGCGUCCACCGCGCCGCGGCUGGCUCCUCGCACUCCGCCGCCUGGGCGCUGCGCCCCACCGCGCCGCACGCGCCCGCGCCGCACGCCACGCCGCUGCCCUUCCCCGCGCUCAAGGACCCGCUGGGCGCGCACAGCCUCGGUCUCUACUCAGACGAAGCAAUGGUGGAAGAACCUCAAGGUCCACGACCGUCGCUCGCGGCGGCUGCGCUCGCACUCGAGCCACCAGUUGCCGUACAACACGCGUUGUCUCUCAUACUACUUGCUUUACAUAUUACGCAGGCUCGCAGUCUCCUGGUGGAGGCGCUGCGAGCGCACGAGACGUGCUUGACGGCCGCGCCCGUGGUCGCGCUGGACUCGGAGGACGACGACGCGGAGGGGGACGCGCGCACCGGCGGCGGGGAGGCGCCCGCGGACAGGGCCACGCUACCGAGCGGUGCCAGCAGUCCCCUCAGCGGGUCCAUGUCGUCCCGUCAUUCAGCCGUCAUGUCCUCCAGCGCGGUGUCCGUAGCCGCCGCCACUAUGACUGUGCAGCAAGCUGAAGCGCCCAAAUUGGCAUUGGACGAUUUCACAUCUCAACUGGGCGAGUCCGACGCGAGAGCACUUGUGGAUCUUCUGAAGCUGGCCGCGGCGGGACGUGUACCCGAUGCUAAUAAUGCGGUCAAAGUUAUCACUGACGUAUUAAUGGCUCUUUGCGCCAGUAAGCCGGCAGUGGCGGAUAUGGUGGUAGAAGUGUGCGUGUGCGAGCUGGAGGAGGCGGCGGCGGGCGGCUCGCGCGCGCCGCCGCACCCCGUCACCGUCGACAGCCCGCACCCCUACGCCGACGACACCGAUAUAUCUGGCGUCGUAAAGAUCCCAGGCGCUUCAUCUCUGCGAGUGUCAUUCGAGCAAAGCUGUUCCACUGAAAGAAGGAAUGAUCCGCUAACGAUAUCGGACAGCGCGGGAAGAGUGCUUGCUACGAGAUCUGGUAGAGAGCCAGCGGACUGGGCGCAAGAGAUUGUCGUUAAUGGCGAUGAGUUACGUUGGAGAUUCACAAGUGAUAGCUCCGUAAAUGGAUGGGGAUGGCGGUUUACAGUUCAUCCUAUUCUUCCAUCACAUACCAUAAUUGAAAGUGGUACAGACAGAUAUGUUUUGUCACGUCCAUCUGUGGAGCUCGCAUGGAGAUUGCUGGAUGGACCCUUACUAAGAGCCAUAUCAAAUGAUCACCAGCUGGCACCUCGGUUAGCACAGGCUUUGGCUAUUUGUGCUCAAAUGCCUACACUGUCGUGGCGGGGGCGCGUGUGGUGUGUGCGUCGAUUGCGCGGCGUGGUGUGCGGCGCAGCGGGCGAGGGCGUGGCUCCGCCCGCCGCGCUGCAGGCGCUGCCGCAGCUGCUGCUGGCGCAGUACGAGCACGAGGAGCCCGCGCUGCGCAUCGGCACGCACCUGCUGCACACGCACUACCUCAAGGAGCUAGCGUGGUUAGCAUGCAGUCUCCGCAUCGACUCCCGCGUUUGCAACGGCCCGGACGCGGCGCGCUGGGCGUGGUUCAAGCGCUACUGCUUGUGCAUGCGCACUGCGGACGCGUUGAUCCGCCGCACGCCCCUCCCUGCGCCCUUCCUUGGGAUCGUCCGCAAGCGACUCGUGGACCUGGGCGUGUACAAUACGGAUGAAGGCACCUCUGAGGCACAGAACCCUUGGGAAGAUAACACCAAGUUUACGAGACAGCAUGAUGAGCAACUAUUGCAUUGGGUUAAUAAGCGGCCGGACGAGUGGUCGGGCUGGUGGGUGAGCGGGCCGCGCGGCUGCGCCGUGUACGGCUGGGGACACAACCACCGCGGCCAGCUGGGCGGCGUGGACGGCGGCAAGGUGCGCGCGCCGGAGCCCUGCCACGCGCUCGCCGCGCUCAGCCCCGUGCAGCUGGUGGGCGGCGAGCAGACGCUCUUCGCGGUCACUCCUGACGGAAAGGUGUAUGCCACCGGUUAUGGUGCCGGUGGCCGGUUAGGUAUUGGCGGAAUUGAUUCCGUCUCACAGCCGACGUUAUUAUCGUCCAUUCAACACAUAUUUAUUACUAAGGUUGCUUGCAACUCUGGCGGCAAGCACUGUUUAGCUUUGUCAGCUGAUGGUGAGGUUUAUAGCUGGGGUGAAGGAGAGGACGGAAAGCUUGGUCAUGGCAAUAGAGUGAGCUACGAUCGUCCCAAGCUCAUCACGGCGCUAUCAGGUCUCGAAGUGGUGGCGAUAGCUUGCGGUGGCGCGCACUCGGCCUGCCUCACGGCGCGCGGCCGCAUCUACACGUGGGGCAAGGGGCGGUACGGGCGGCUGGGCCACGGCGACUCGGAGGACCAACUCGUUCCGAAACUGGUGGAGGCAUUAUCAUCAUACAGAGUGAUAGAUGUGGCUUGCGGUUCAGGCGACGCUCAGACCCUCUGUAUCACGGACGAUGACAAUGUUUGGUCUUGGGGCGACGGCGAUUAUGGAAAAUUGGGGCGUGGAGGUUCCGAAGGGUGUAAAUUGCCGAUGAGAAUUGACUACCUGAAAGGUCUACGAGUUAUAAAAGUGGAAUGCGGCUCUCAGUUUUCAGUUGCAUUGUGUCAAUGCGGCAGUGUUUACACUUGGGGUAAAGGUGAUUACCAUAGAUUAGGUCACGGUAGCUACGAUCACGUUCGUCGCCCGAUGCUUGUCACUGGUAUGCAGGGGAAGAUGAUAGUUUCGAUAGCAACAGGUAGUCUACAUUGUGUGGCUUGUACUGAUACCGGUGAAGUUUACACUUGGGGUGACAACGAUGAAGGGCAGCUAGGUGACGGAACUACAUUAGCAGCGCAGAGACCUAGGCUGCUUCUAGCUUUGCAGGGCAAGCGAGUGACGCGCGUGGCGUGCGGCAGCGCUCACACGGUGGCGCUGUGCGUGGAAGCGCCGCGUGCGCCACGCGCCCCGCCCGCACCGCCGCUCGAGUGCCACCUGCUGCGCGACCUGCCGCUGCAGAUGCUCUGUAACCGACUGGUACUUUUACACCAAUUUUCGGAACUGGUGUGUCCAAACUUGCCGUUGAUUGCCUUAGACGAACCUUUGGAUCAACUGAGGAGCUUACUCUUCUACAGUGUAAAGGAAGCUGCUUUUAGAAAAGUGAUAAUGGCGACGAUGGUGCGCGAGCGGCAGCACGGGCCGGUGGUGGAGCUGUCGCGCGUGGGCGCGCGGCGCGCGCGGCGCGGCGGCAGCGGGCUGGCGGGCGCGGCGGGCAUGCGCUCCGUGUUCGGCCAGAUGGUGGCGCGCCUGCCCGCGCUCUCGCAGGACGCGCUCGCGCUGCCGCACCGCGUCUGGAAGGUCAAGUUCGUGGGUGAAAGCGUAGAUGACUGCGGCGGUGGUUAUAGCGAGAGUAUCGCGGAGAUGUGUGAAGAAUUACAAAACGGUUCCUUGCCGUUACUUAUGGCGACGCCCAACGGUCGCGGCGACGCUGGAGCCUCAAGAGACGCUUUCCUUCUCAAUCCCGUAGCGAAUACUCCGCUACACCUUAAUUGCUUCCGAUUUUUAGGCGUAUUAAUGGGAAUCGCAAUAAGAACGGGCUCGCCCCUCUCCUUAUCUCUGGCGGAGGGAGUAUGGAGACAGUUAGCUGGACAGCCGCUUAGACCUCAGGACUUAGCAGAGGUCGAUAAGGACUUUCUACCCGCACUGCUUUGUAUACGAGAUAUGACCCCGCAUAAUAAGGAACUUCAAAAUCUCGAACUGCCGUUUUCGAUUCCAUCAGCGGCUGGACACGAAGUGCCGCUGUCGACUCGACACAAACGCGUUACGCCUGAUAAUAAAGACGAAUAUGUGCAAUUAGCGCUUCAUUACAGGCUGCACGAGUUCGACGAGCAGGUGCGCGCGGUGCGCGACGGGCUGUCGCGCGUGGUGCCCGCGCCGCUGCUGGCGCUGUUCCACGCCGCCGAGCUCGAGACGCUGGUGUGCGGCUCGCCCGACAUCCCCGUGCACGCGCUCCGGGCCUCCGCCACUUACAAAGGCGUGGAGCCGAGCGCGCCGCUCGUGCAGUGGUUCUGGGAGGUGAUGGAGGAGCUGUCGGGCAGCGAGCGCGCGCUGUUCCUGCGCUUCGUGUGGGGCCGCACGCGCCUGCCGCGCGCGCCGCAGGACCCGCGCCAGAGGGACUUUGUGCUGCAGGUGCUCGACAAGUACCAACCACCAGACCACUUCUUGCCAGAAAGCUAUACUUGUUUCUUCCUACUGAAAAUGCCAAGAUAUUCGUGUAAGGCUGUCCUAAGGGAGAAACUAAGGUACGCGAUCCACUUCUGCAAGAGCAUCGACACGGACGAGUACGCACGCGUGGCGCUUAGUGCAGCGGAGCGCGUGUCCUCCGAGGAGUCGGACUCGGAGGACGCGCCAGCGCCGCCGCCCGCGCCCUACUCACUGCCGCGCGCGCCCACCUGGCUCUGAACACACUCCAGUACACCACCACUGGCGCCAACCCUACGAUUUUAAAAUAUACACGCACGCAUAUUCAUAGAUCACAAAUUGAGAAAAAAAAAUAGAUUACAUGACUGUAAUUAUUAGUCUAACGACGAAAAUAAUUGUGGGUGUUUACAGGCUGUUGUCUAAAAAACGUUUUAAUAGAAUUCAGAGAUAUUAAUAUGAUGAAUAAGUCUAAUCUUAAAACAAUAGGGUUGAUAAACACAAAACUUGUGGCGUAAGGUAUCAAGACACUAUUAAGAGCCGAAUCUACUGUGACAUAAGAUGUUAAAUAGUUUGGAAGGAUUUAGUAAACACGAAAUCAAGACAAGAUAUGGGCCUGCGGGUCGAUGCAAAAACAUCAAGCAAAUUCGUUUGUCAACAAGUACAAAUAAACGAAACGGAAAUUUUAUAUAUAUAUUUGAUGAGUCACAUUAUGAUUUUUUCACCGUCUCAUAAGUUUUGAUUUGUUGAUAAACAAAUUUGUUAAUAUAACUUAUGUAUAAAUUAUUACAACUUCUUUAAAUACUUCUAAAACUAAAAUACACAAAAAUAAUAAAUAUACAAUUACUUUUUGAAAAAAAAAAACCAGUGAUAGCAGAAGAAAUGUAAAUAUAGGUACAUUAUAGUGUGACGCAUAGACGGCAGUCUGAAAUAUUUUGUUGGCUUCACUAUAAUUAUUAACUGGAAUAUAUUUGAUUCAAUUCAUUUUUAGAAAUCGUCAAAUUACAUAAAUAAAAUACAAAUACUUAGG